ACAAAUAACCGAUAGGUUUUACGACACCGCUUCUUCAAUUGCGCGUCUGUAUUUCAGCACCCAACGGUGCUUACCGGUUUCUUUGUUCCUGAACAUUCGUAAUUCGUAGUUUUCGAUAUUUCUCUGCGUUUGGAGUAUUUAUUGAGCUGUUGCGGUUACGAAUAAUUGCAAAAAAUGAGCGAGACUCUGCCUUUUAGCGUUGAAUACGCAAAAAGUGGAAGGGCACGCUGUCAAGGCUGCAAAAAUCCUAUUGAUAAUGCGUCUCUGAGAAUCGCCAAAGUCGUUCAGAGUCCGUUUCAUGAUGGCACUAUUGUCAAGUGGUUCCACCCAGAUUGUUUCUUCACAAAACAACGGCCCAAAUCUACCGCUGAUAUAUCUAAUUUUGAUAGUAUUCGCUGGGAAGACCAACAGAUGAUACAAAAAAAAAUUGAGGAAACGUGUGGAGUCGCUGUUCCUACAAAAGGAAAGGGGAAGAAACGAGGCGCAACGUCAAAUGCUUACAAGGAUUACACAGUGGAGUACGCAAAGUCAAACCGUUCCACAUGUGUGGGUUGUGAAGCUCCAAUAAUCAAAGGAUCAGUGCGAAUAUCGAAGAAAGAUUUUGAGAGUGAAAAAGGAGUAAUGCUGAAUGGAAUAGACAGAUGGCAUCAUCUGGACUGCUUUGCCAAGCUCCGGAAUGACUUGUGUUUCUAUGAUUCGGGAGACAUGCUGCCUGGAGCGAAUAGUUUGAAAGAGGAAGAUCUGAAGUUAGUGAAAACGACGCUACCUAAAAUGAAAGCAGCGGAUCUGCCACCACCACCAAAGAAAGUAAAGUCUGAGCCAAUGGACGAAGCAGAGGAGAAAGAGAUGAAGAAGCAAAAUGAGAUGUUUUUCAAAAUGCGUGACCAGUUGAACACCCUGUCAAGAAAAGAUCUUGUGAGUUUGUUGGAAAAAAACAAUCAAAAUGUUCCAGAAAGCCAAAACGACAAACUCGACAACCUUGCAGACCUCAUGGUUUUUGGAGUUCCAAAACCUUGUAAAAAAUGUACCGGACAAUUUGUUUAUGUUUCCGGGUUGGGUUACAAGUGUACAGGAAAUUUGACGGAGUGGACCAAAUGUGAAGAAGUAACGCAAGAUCCCAAGAGGAUUAAAUUCAGUGUGCCCAAACAUUUGAAAGAAGAAAUUCCAUUUUUAGGCUCCUACAAGCCCAAAAUACAAAGAAGAAUAGUCAAGGUCACAGCUCCAUCAACUUCAAGCGCGGUGAAAAAAGAGGAAGAAUAUAGCGGCCCCAAGAUCAAGGACAAAGCGCUGCCUCUUAAGGGAAUGCAAUUCGUAAUAUUGAACUCGAUAAAAAAGAAAGCUGAUCUGACCCACGACAUAAUGAGUCUCGGAGGACAGGUUGUUGCGAAAAUAACUGAUAGUGUUGCAGCAGUAAUCGCCAAGCCAAAGUUCGUAGAAGAAGGCAAUUCGAAGAAAUUGGAUGAAGCUAGAAACGCUGAUAUUCAAGUAAUAUCAGAAGAUUUUGUCGACGAAGCAAAAGAUUAUACAGAUGCACCGAUUUCGUUGAUAACGAAAAAAAGCAUUUGCGAUUGGGGCAGUGAUCCGACGACGAGGGUCGCCAGCAGCAUGGCCAAAUCAGCUUCGAGAGGUAAGAGCGUUUAUGAGAAAUCUUCCUCUGGUAAAAUAAAGUUGACAGUAAAAGGCGGAGGCGCCGUUGAUCCAGACAGCGAAUUGGAAGGAAUAGCUCAUAUUCAUCAAGAUUCUGUUGGCAAGUACACCGCUGUGCUUGGCUUGACCGAUAUUCAAUUGAAGAAAAACAGUUACUACAAAAUGCAGAUCCUAAAACACGAUUUUCAAAAUAAAUAUUGGCUGUUUCGUAGCUGGGGCAGAAUUGGUACGACAAUAGGUGGCAAAAAGACCGAUUCAAUGAGUUUAUCGUCCUGCAUUAAAAAUUUCGAGGAAUUAUACGAGGAGAAAACCGGCAACGAAUGGUCCGCAAGAAAUCAAUUUAUCAAGAAACCUGGAAAAAUGUGCCCUAUUGACGUUGACCAUGGUGAGGAUGACGUCGAUCUCGGCAAAUUCGAUUCCGAACUUCAGAGCAACCUCAAGCCUGCUGUCCAAGAUCUCAUAAGGAUAGUAUUUGAUGUACAACAGAUGAAAAAAGUUAUGUUGGAGUUUGAACUUGAUACAGAUAAAAUGCCGCUGGGCAAACUGUCGAAAAAGCAAUUGCAACAAGCAUUUAAAGUCCUGACAGAGUUGCAGGAGAUCACGAAAAACGGCCAACCUGAGCGGAUCCAACUGAUCGAUUUAUCCAACAGAUUUUACACUCUGGUACCUCACUCCUUUGGCGUCAAAGAUGUACCGAUUCUCGAGACCCAGGAAGAUAUUAAAAACAAAUGCGACAUGCUUGAUGCCCUUCUCGAAAUGGAAAUAGCUUACAAUAUGUUGAACGUCAAGAACGAUGGCAAGAAAAAUCCUCUGGAUCUUCACUACGAACAACUCAACACCGAGAUCGAUGUACUCGACGAAAACAGCGAAGAGUACGAAGUCGUAAAACAAUACGUGAAAAACACGCACGCCGCGACUCACGGCUCGUACGAUUUGGAAAUUGGGCAGGUUUAUACGAUCAAGAGAUCCGGAGAGGAGCAACGUUUCAAACCCUUCAAAAAAUUACACAAUCGCAAAUUAUUGUGGCACGGUUCAAGGACCACCAAUUUCGCUGGCAUUUUGUCUCAAGGCUUGAGAAUUGCACCUCCCGAAGCACCGGUCACCGGUUACAUGUUCGGCAAAGGUAUUUACUUUGCUGACAUGGUAUCCAAAGCCGCUAAUUAUUGCUGCACCAACAGCUCAAAUUCCACCGGUUUAAUGCUCCUCUGCGAAGUCGCACUCGGCGAUAUGUACGAACGGAAACACGCAGAUUACAUCGAAAAAUUACCCAAAGGAAAACACUCCACCAAAGGACUCGGUAGUACUCAACCUGAUCCUGAAAAAGUUUAUAAGAUGAAAGACGGAGUUGAGGUCCCUUAUGGAUCUGGAGUUCCCGUCAAAUUUGACAACGGUGAACGACCCUCACUUUUGUAUAACGAAUUUAUCAUUUAUGAUGUUGCUCAGGUCAAAGCGAAGUACCUUAUCAAAAUGAAUUUCAAGUACAAAUACUAAUCGUCGUCGUAUCCUGAGUUCUGAUGGUUCCAUUCCUCAAAAUCUUUACACUCAAUAGCCACGUAUUUCAUGCUCAUCAAUUUUGUACUUCGUUUAUUACAAUUUAAAAAAUUUAUUCAUCUUUGAAACGUUGAUAUAUUUUUGCAAAUGAUAGUGCCUUGAAUGAGAAAUCGUUAACUUUUCACAAUUUUCGCAUAAACGUCUCUAAUUCAUUGUUCCUUUUUCCCGAUCCAAUCAGGUUUUUUCGUAACAGAUAUUUUUUAAUGUUUUAAUGGUUGUAGGUAUGGAAUAAAAAAACUGACUUGCAUUUUUUUAUUUUUCAACUUUGUAAUUUUGAGGCAUUUUCAUUGAAAGGAAUUAUAAUUCGUAACGUUCCAAAGAUGGUAUAACUGUUGAAACUUCAAAUAAAUUACCUAUACAGUAACCCCAACGGAAAACAUUUUGGAAAUGAGUGUUGAAAUAAUAAUUGCCCGAAAAAUCAGUUUGCUCGAUUAAUGAAUAUUAUAUAUUUUUAUGGCGUAUUGUUUAAGAAUUUACUGUUCGACUAUGUGAGCUGAGAGAAAAUGGUACAAGCCCUUGUUGAUAUUUUGUAGAGCAUGUUUUGCUCUUUCAUUAUUGAUGCCUAGUAGUAGAUCAUUAGUGAUUGAUCACUAAUGAUAUGCCCAAGUUUUACAAUAAUUAAGUUUUUCAUUGAUUAUUCAUUUGUCUCAUGACUUUCUGAGUUACCAAAAACUUAUGCAAUUCGAAAGAUUAUGCUUGUUCGGAAAAUUCACGUAGGGACUCGGAAAGUUGAUCUUCUACCUCGUUUAAUAUGUUACUUUUUUGGGUUUGUCAUCACUCUAUCGUUUAUUUAUCGUUUAAUAAACAAGUUUGUAUUAAA
Venturia canescens is the source of this 4018-nucleotide messenger RNA. RefSeq names its product Poly-(ADP-ribose) polymerase (gene Parp1). Gene Ontology annotation, biological process: double-strand break repair; protein poly-ADP-ribosylation. Gene Ontology annotation, cellular component: nucleolus; nucleus. Gene Ontology annotation, molecular function: DNA binding; NAD+-protein mono-ADP-ribosyltransferase activity; NAD binding. NCBI's taxonomy places the organism in Eukaryota, Metazoa, Arthropoda, Insecta, Hymenoptera, Ichneumonidae. Bases 175 to 3138 code for a protein of 987 amino acids. The transcript is spliced from 3 exons. The record is from RefSeq and is a predicted model, not a curated record.